AUGGCGGGUGAAGUUCGACAACCGAUUGACAUCCCUUCCUUUGAACGUUAUAUCGACGCCCACGUCCCUUCCAUCAAGACGCCAUUGACGGUUAAGCAGUUUGGAUUCGGGCAAUCGAACCCAACGUACCAGCUGAUAUCGGCGGACGGUCAGAAAUAUGUGCUCCGCAAGAAACCACCGGGCAAGCUGCUGUCAAAGACCGCCCAUCGGGUGGAGCGAGAGUACCAGAUCAUACAUGCCCUCGAACAGACGGAUGUGCCCGUGCCCAAAGCCAUCUGCCUCUGCGAGGAUGACUCGGUGAUCGGGACACCGUUCUACAUCAUGGAGUUCCUGGACGGGAGGAUAUUCGUAGACCCGUCGAUGCCCGAAGUUGGACCGGAGGAGCGACGACAGCUAUGGAAGGCAGCGGUGCAGACGCUUGCCAAGUUCCACCGGGUCGACCCCAAAGCCAUCGGAAUGGAGAAGUUCGGACGCUCCGGCGGCUUCUACGACCGCCAGAUCGCGACCUUCAAGUCCAUCCACCGAGCGCAGGCACAGACGGCCGACGUCGACACGGGCGUGCCCGUCGGCGACCUGCCGCACUUCGACGAGCUGACCAACUUCUUCUCGACCAAGGCCGAGCAGCCCGUCGACCGGUCGACCUUUGUCCACGGCGACUACAAGAUCGACAACAUGGUCUUCCACAGGACGGAGGCACGAGUGAUCGGGGUGCUGGACUGGGAGAUGGCGACCGUCGGCCACCCGCUGUCUGACCUCUGCAACCUGACGGGCCCCUAUGCGAACAUCGAGGGCGGCCCGGCCGAGACGAGGUUCAAUGCAGCGUGUACGGACGGACUGCCGACGAGGGAGGAGUGCGUGAGGUGGUACGGGGAGGUGGCCGGGUGGGAUCCUACGAAGGAGUUGGGAUGGGGAGAUGCGUUCCAUGCCUUCCGGGGCUCGAUCAUCAUGCAAGGGAUCGCGGCUCGCUAUGCGCUCAGACAGGCCAGCAGCGCGAGGGCAAAGGAGUAUGCGAGUCUCAUGAGCCCCCUCGCACAGAAGGCAUGGGAGAAGGUGCUUCAGCUCAAACAGAGCAGCAAACUGUGA
Messenger RNA from Microsporum canis CBS 113480, 1083 nucleotides. RefSeq names its product acyl-CoA dehydrogenase family member 11. Bases 1 to 1083 code for a protein of 360 amino acids. The transcript has 3 exons. The record is from RefSeq and is a predicted model, not a curated record. Lineage: Eukaryota; Fungi; Ascomycota; Eurotiomycetes; Onygenales; Arthrodermataceae.